UAAAGACCCAGCAAGUUCACAGAGCGGGGCAAAGACAGUAACAGUGUGUGACAGAACAGGAGAUUUAAUAGUGCAUCUUUCUGAAGUGGAGUUGGUGUGGAGAUCUGUGAGUGUGAACUCAGGAUGAAGAUCCUCCUCACCUUCGCCCUCUGCCUGAUCUCAGAUGGAGGAGCCUCCAAGGAAGUAACAGGAUAUUCAGGAGGAGGAGUCCUUAUCAAGUGCAAGUAUGAUGCAGAAUUCAUACAAAAUAAAAAAUAUUUCUGUAAGCGUUCAUCACUAGGCUGUUCUGACCAAAUAAAGACAGAAGCUAAAAAUGAGUGGAUAAAGUCAGGAAGAUUCUCACUGUUUGAUGACACCAAAUCAGCAGAGUUCAGGGUGAUGAUCAGAGAGCUCACUGUACAGGACACUGGGAUGUACCAGUGUGGAGUUGAUAUAAGUUUGAGUAAUGACAUUUACAUAUUGGUGGAACUGAAGGUAAAGAAAGGGAGCUUGAUCUCUAGAGAAGUGAGUGCAUAUGCCGGGGGAGGAGUCAACAUCAAGUGCAGAUAUGAGGCUGAAUAUAAAGACAAACCAAAAUCUUUCUGUAAGAUCGGAACACAUCAAUGGUGUUUUAAUCGAACAGCUACAAAACUGUACAGUGAAUGGUCUCAUGAUGGCAGAUUCUCAAUUCAUGACAACAGAGGUGCAGGAUUCUUCAGGGUGUUUAUCAGACAGCUGAUUACGGAGGACACUGGAACAUACGCGUGUGCUGUUGCUGUGUCUGAUGAAAUAGAGACCCGCACUGUAGUGAAGCUGAAUGUAACAGAAGAUCUGUCCUAUAAGAAGUCCAUCAUUGAGACUAUCCAUGUAGGAGGAGAUUUGAGUGUCAGCUGUAAAUACCCAGAAUCCCUCAGGAAUGACCCAAAGUUUCUCUGCAAGAGGUUGCAAACAGCUGCUUGUCCUCAUAAAACAUCUGUUAAGGAAAACGGGAAAGAUGUAAAUAUGGGGAAGUUCUCCCUGUAUGAUGACAGUGCAAAACAAACCUUAAAUAUGACCAUGAAAAAUGUAACUCAACAGGACUCUGGUGAAUACUGGUGUGGAGCUGAAGUAGCCUUGAAAUCUGAUCAUGUAUACAAGGUUUAUUUCACACAGAUCAACCUGACAGUUACUGCUACACCCUCAAAACCAACAAAACGUUCAGUGGUAUCAUUAUCAUCAUCAUCAUCAUCAUCAUCAUGGCCGACACCAACUUUUGCUCCAACGGGACUUUCCCCAGUUUCCAUUGUGAUCACUGUGUUAGUAAAUCUUCUGAUUGGGCUUCUGAUCGGAAGCAUAUGCCUUUUUGUGACUUUCCGAAUUAAACGCAAGAUACGAGGAAGUACACCAUCUCUUGUCAGGAAUUCUGUUCCAGGCUCAGGAAACAGCCAUGGCGAUUUUAAAGACACCAAAGCCCUUUCUGCCUCAGAAACCGGUACUUCUACAGGUUACUCUACUGCACAACUACCCACAAGCCCCUCUGAUCCUUCGCAAACUGUUUACGCCAACCCACUGUUAUCAACAAGCCCCUGUGAUUCUGCAAAUACUGCUUCCGCAGCUCAGUUACCCACAAGUCUCUCUGACUUCUCAGUGUCCGCUGUUGAGAAAUCUGCAGAUCUUACGUACGCAACAGUAAAUUUUCACACCAAUGCCACAAGCUCUGAUAAUGCAGCUCCUAAGAUUAAGUUUAAAAAGGAGGAGGAAUCGUGUGAGUAUGCUACAGUGAGUCAUGGUAAUUCAUAUGGCUAGUUUUGCAUACUGUACACACUCACUGGCCACUUUAUUAGGAACACCUGCAUACCUGAUGUGAACAUUAACUGAAGCACUUGACCUGUAUUUGCAUGAUUUUAUGCAUUGCAUUGCUGCCAUGUUAUUGUAUGAUUGGAUAAUGGCAUGAGCAUGCAGGUGUACAGGUAUUCCUAAUAAAGUGUAUGUUGAGUGUAUUUACCGAAUACAAUGAAUCUGUCAAAUAUGCUUAAUUACUUAAUAAUUGAAGAAGCACAUGCAGUUAUUGUUUGCCAUUUUGUUUGUUUUACACUUUCGCCUUGAAAUACUGUUUAAUACAACAGCAAUGUUGUUGAUCCUGAUUGGCCAGGAGGUGUUGAAUAAUUUUCUGUAACAGCAGCUCUGACAAUAGCGCGAGCUGUAAUUCACAUCACAGCUUAUAUUAAUACUCUCGUUCUAAUAUGUUUUUUUUUUUUUUUUUUUUUUUUUAGUAGCAACUUCUACCUGGACUUAUAUGCCAGACCCUGAAUAAGAAAUGUGUAAUUAUUGAUCUGGUAAAGUUGUAAUGUGAGCGUUUAAAGCUACAGUACAUGUAGAUUUCUGUAAAGCUGCUUUGUGACAAUGUUCAUUGUUAACUGCACUAUAUAAGUCUAACUGAAUUGAAUUAAAAUAUUUAACAGGUCAGGAAGGAGUCUCCAGUUUCAGUGCUCCACAAUAUUAAAAUGUAACUAUGAACAGAUAAAAUUUGUUAAUGUCUGCAAAUUUUUGAAUAAAACACUCCAAAUAAACCAUAA
Messenger RNA from Pangasianodon hypophthalmus (striped catfish), 2534 nucleotides. RefSeq names its product polymeric immunoglobulin receptor. The record is from RefSeq and is a predicted model, not a curated record. Lineage: Eukaryota; Metazoa; Chordata; Actinopteri; Siluriformes; Pangasiidae. The transcript has 8 exons. Bases 124 to 1764 code for a protein of 546 amino acids.